CACAUCCCCGAAUCUUUCGGCGCAAGUUUGCUCUCCAUUACACAAUCCGUGAUAAUGUCUAUGGCGAGCUUGUAUCGGCGAUUUCUUCCCUCUCCGCCGGCGAUAGAUUUUGCUUCUGUUGAAGGCAAGCUAAUCUUCAAUGAAGCGCUUCAGAAAGGCACAAUGGAAGGAUUUUUCAGGCUGAUUUCUUAUUUUCAGACGCAGUCUGAGCCUGCGUAUUGUGGCUUAGCUAGUCUUUCAAUGGUUCUGAAUUCUCUUUCUAUUGACCCGGGGAGAUUAUGGAAAGGGCCUUGGAGGUGGUUUGAUGAAUCAAUGCUGGAGUGUUGCGAGCCGCUUGAAGUUGUGAAGGACAAGGGCAUUUCAUUUGGAAAAGUUGUCUGUUUGGCUCAUAGUUCAGGGGCAAAAGUUGAAGCCUUCCGCACAAACCAGAUCAGCAUUGAUAAUUUUCGCAAAUACGUGGUCAAGUGUUCCACUUCUGAUAAUUGUCAUAUGAUCUCAACAUAUCAUAGAGAAGUAUUCAAGCAGAUGAAUUCCAGCAAUCCUUUAGGUGGUCCUGUGUAUCUUUAUGUUUUUACGAACUUCAUGCUAAUAUCUAGACCCCACCGAGAACCAGGAUUACUCUAUACUCUGAGUUGUAAAGACGAGAGCUGGAACAGCAUAGCAAAGUAUUUAAAGGAAGAUGUUCCUCGUCUUGUAAGCUCACAAGAUGUUGAUACCAUUGAAAGAAUUUUAUAUGCUGUAUUCAAGUCACUUCCGUCAAAUUUCAACCAAUUUAUCCGAUGGAUGGCUGAGAUUCGAAGAACAGAGGAUGUAAGUCAAAAUCUCAGCCCUGAAGAGAAAUCAAGGCUCAACUUAAAGCAAGAGUUGCUGAAACAAGUGCAGGAUACUGAACUGUUCAAGCACGUUGAUAAGUUUCUAUCUUCUGUGGGUUACGAAGACAAUCUGCCAAAUGUUGCUGCCCAGGCUUGUUCUCAAGGAGCUGAAAUCUUGUUGGAAGUAGAACCAGAUGAAACAGAUGAAACCUGUUGUCGGGAAACUUGUGUGAAAUGCAUCAAGGGUCUUGGGGAGGAGAAAAUGAAGGUCGGAGCUUGCCCAUCCGGGAACGAUGUGUUCACAGCUCUUCUGUUGGCUCUGCCUCCACAGACUUGGUCAGGCAUCAAAGACCAAUCACUUUUGCAAGAAAUGAACCAGCUCAUUUCCACGGUCAGCCUCCCAACUUUGCUUCAACAAGAGGUUUUGCACCUACGGCGCCAACUUCAGAUGCUAAAACGAUGCCAGGAGAAUAAAGAAGACGAGGACCUCUCUGCACCUGCCUAA
Thlaspi arvense is the source of this 1317-nucleotide messenger RNA. NCBI's taxonomy places the organism in Eukaryota, Viridiplantae, Streptophyta, Magnoliopsida, Brassicales, Brassicaceae. The record is from the annotation of a GenBank genome assembly.